Molecule: messenger RNA, 3979 nt
Organism: Suncus etruscus (white-toothed pygmy shrew)
Lineage: Eukaryota; Metazoa; Chordata; Mammalia; Eulipotyphla; Soricidae
Gene: ADCY2
Product: adenylate cyclase 2
Exons: 25
Coding region: 1-3315 (1104 amino acids)
Biological process (GO): cAMP biosynthetic process; adenylate cyclase-inhibiting G protein-coupled receptor signaling pathway; intracellular signal transduction
Cellular component (GO): plasma membrane
Molecular function (GO): adenylate cyclase activity
Source: RefSeq, a predicted model, not a curated record
AUGUGGCAGGAGGCGAUGCGGCGCCGCCGCUACCUGCGGGACCGCGCCGAGGCGGCGGCAGCGGCGGCGGCGGCGGGCGGCGGCGGCGAGGGUCUGCGGCGGUCCCGGGACUGGCUGUAUGAGUCCUACUAUUGCAUGAGCCAGCAGCACCCCCUCAUCGUCUUCCUGCUGCUCAUCGUCAUGGGCGCCUGCCUCGCCCUGCUCGCCGUCUUCUUCGCGCUGCGCUUGGAAGUCGAGGAUCAUGUGGCAUUUUUAAUAACUGUCCCCACUGCUCUGGCCAUUUUCUUCGCCAUCUUUAUCCUCGUGUGUAUCGAGUCUGUGUUCAAGAAGCUUCUCCGGCUCUUCUCGGUGGUGAUCUGGAUAUGCCUAGUGGCCAUGGGGUACCUGUUCAUGUGUUUCGGAGGUACCGUCUCCCCUUGGGACCAGGUCUCCUUCUUCCUCUUCAUCAUCUUCGUGGUCUACACCAUGCUGCCCUUCAACAUGCGGGAUGCCAUCAUCGCCAGCGUGCUCACCUCCUCCUCUCACACCAUUGUGCUGAGCGUCUGCCUUUCUGCAACUCCUGGGGCCAAGGAGCACCUGGUAUGGCAGAUCCUGGCCAACGUCAUCAUUUUCAUCUGCGGGAACCUGGCAGGAGCCUACCACAAGCACCUCAUGGAGCUCGCUCUGCAGCAGACCUACCAGGACACGUGCAACUGUAUUAAGUCUCGCAUCAAGUUGGAAUUUGAAAAGCGCCAACAGGAACGCCUUCUGCUGUCUCUGCUUCCUGCCCACAUAGCCAUGGAGAUGAAAGCUGAGAUCAUCCAGCGGCUGCAGGGUCCCAAGGCUGGCCAGAUGGAAAACACCAACAAUUUCCACAAUCUCUACGUCAAGCGUCACACCAACGUGAGUAUCCUCUAUGCUGAUAUCGUUGGCUUCACUCGACUGGCCAGUGACUGCUCCCCCGGAGAACUGGUCCACAUGCUGAAUGAACUCUUUGGAAAGUUUGAUCAAAUUGCAAAGGAGAAUGAAUGCAUGAGGAUAAAGAUCUUGGGGGACUGUUACUAUUGUGUAUCGGGACUCCCCAUCUCUCUCCCAAACCACGCCAAGAACUGUGUGAAGAUGGGGCUGGAUAUGUGUGAAGCCAUUAAGAAAGUGAGGGAUGCCACGGGUGUAGACAUCAACAUGCGUGUGGGCGUCCACUCUGGAAACGUGCUGUGCGGUGUGAUCGGCCUGCAGAAGUGGCAGUAUGACGUGUGGUCUCAUGACGUCACCCUGGCCAAUCACAUGGAGGCUGGAGGAGUCCCUGGCCGUGUCCACAUCUCGUCUGUCACCCUGGAGCACUUGAAUGGUGCUUAUAAAGUGGAGGAAGGAGAUGGUGACAUCCGGGACCCAUAUUUAAAACAGCACCUGGUGAAGACCUACUUCGUCAUCAACCCCAAGGGAGAACGGCGGAGCCCCCAGCACCUCUUCAGGCCCCGUCACACCCUGGACGGGGCCAAAAUGAGGGCUUCUGUGCGCAUGACCCGCUACCUGGAGUCUUGGGGGGCUGCCAAACCCUUCGCGCACCUGCACCACAGAGACAGCAUGACCACAGAGAACGGCAAGAUUAGCACCACGGAUGUUCCAAUGGGUCAGCAUAAUUUUCAAAAUCGCACCUUAAGAACUAAGUCACAAAAGAAGCGAUUUGAAGAGGAACUGAAUGAAAGGAUGAUUCAAGCAAUUGAUGGAAUUAAUGCCCAAAAGCAGUGGCUCAAGUCUGAAGAUAUUCAGAGAAUAACGCUAUUUUUCUACAAUAAAAUACUCGAAAAAGAAUACCGGGCCACAGCACUGCCAGCGUUCAAGUACUACGUGACAUGUGCUUGCCUCAUCUUCUUCUGUAUCUUCAUCGUCCAGAUCCUGGUGUUGCCAAAAACAUCCAUUCUCGGGAUUUCCUUCGGAGCUGCAUUUCUCUUGCUCGCCCUUAUCCUUUUCGUCUGCUUUGCUGGACAGCUUUUGCAAUGCAGUAAGAAGGCAUCGGCCUCCCUGCUUUGGCUCCUUAAGUCCUCUGGCAUCAUCGCUAACCGGCCCUGGCCCCGUAUUGCCCUGACAGUCCUCACUACCGUCAUCGUCCUAACCAUGGCUGUGUUCAACAUGUUUUUCCUGAGCGAUCCCAACCCUGAGGCCACAGUCCCACCGACAACUGCUAACACAUCCAACGCCAACCAGAGCCUGAGCCUACCCACGGCCCACAGCCCUGCUGCCCUGCUCAGGGCCCAGAACCUAUUCUUCCUGCCGUACUUCAUCUACAGCUGCAUCCUGGGCCUGCUGUCCUGCUCCGUGUUCCUGCGUGUCAACUACGAGCUGAAGAUGCUGAUUAUGCUGGCAGCUUUGGUGGGCUACAACGCCAUCCUGCUCCACACCCACGCACAUGUCCUGGACGACUACAGCCAGGUGCUAUUUGACAGACCAGGCAUCUGGAAAGAUCUAAAAACCAUGGGCUCCGUGUCUCUCUUCAUCUUCUUCAUCACCCUGCUCGUGCUGGGCAGACAGAAUGAAUAUUACUGUAGGUUAGACUUCCUGUGGAAGAACAAGUUCCACAAAGAGCGGGAGGAGAUUGAGACCAUGGAGAACCUCAACCGAGUUCUGCUGGAAAACGUGCUGCCCGCGCAUGUGGCCGAGCAUUUCCUGGCCAGAAGCCUCAAGAACGAGGAUUUGUAUCACCAGUCCUACGACUGUGUCUGUGUUAUGUUCGCCUCCAUCCCCGACUUCAAAGAAUUCUACACUGAGUCGGAUGUGAACAAGGAGGGCUUGGAAUGCCUGCGCCUGCUCAAUGAGAUCAUUGCUGACUUUGAUGAUCUGCUGUCCAAGCCCAAGUUCAGCGGCGUUGAGAAGAUCAAGACCAUCGGCAGCACCUACAUGGCAGCAACGGGUCUGAGUGCUGUGCCCAGCCAGGAGCAUUCCCAAGAGCCAGAGCGGCAGUACAUGCACAUCGGCACCAUGGUGGAGUUCGCAUUUGCACUAGUGGCCAAGCUGGACGCCAUCAACAAACACUCCUUCAACGACUUCAAGCUGCGAGUGGGCAUGAACCAUGGGCCUGUCAUAGCUGGUGUGAUUGGCGCUCAGAAGCCUCAGUAUGACAUCUGGGGGAACACAGUCAACGUGGCCAGUCGAAUGGACAGCACCGGGGUCCUGGACAGAAUACAGGUCACAGAGGAGACUAGCCUCGUCCUGCAGACCCUGGGCUAUACCUGCACAUGUCGUGGGGUUAUCAACGUGAAGGGCAAAGGGGACCUGAAGACAUACUUCGUCAACACCGAGAUGUCACGGUCCCUUUCCCAGAGCAAUGUGGCAUCCUGAAGGGUCUCCCACAUCUGGCCCAGGUCGUGUGUACCCACGCCGAACAGAGCAAAGCCACAUCCCUGCAGCUCCGCCCUAUGCUCCGGAGACUUUGCAGCCUCCUUCACGUCACCCGGUGGCAUCAUCAUCAUCGUUGUGUUCAAUGGACGUGUGUCCCAGGCUGCCAUUUGCACUGUGCCCCCGGCUCCGAGGAAGCAGGACAAAGGAGCGGCUUCCAGGAGGGAAAGCAAGAGGGAGGAUGCUUUGGAGAACUGGCUGGAGGGGAAGCCCACACACAUUCUUAAGGCAAUAAAAUUAGGGAGUGUAGAUUAGCUUCUGGUGCAUGUUCUCUUCUGGAAAAUACAGUAGGUCACCAACCGCAUCCGCUAGUUUGAUAUUAAAACUACACAGUAUUCACCCCCACCCACCCAUGGAGUUUGACUGUCAUCGUCCUCCCCCCACUCCCCGCUGUUUCUCAUAGCCAGGGGCCUGUCUGUGGUUCCGUGGGGCUCAUCCAUGGCUCUGUCCCCUUUGCUCUGUGGCAUCUCAUGCCAGUCUGCCAGCCACACGCUGCCAUCCAUGCCCGGUUCAUUCUCAUGACUAGCACCUGUUUUGUACCUCACAUCUGUGUUUUGACACCAUUGUCUUUUGUAAGGGUAACUCAUUAAAAGUUUUAUGUACUUUG